GCGUGGAGACUCCGAGACGUGGAACUGACUUUUCUUUGUGUAGGUUUUGGUCAAUAUAAUGUUAAAGAAAACAAUUUAUUGAUUUACUUUCUUUUAUGUUUAUUUUUUCUCUUGAUUUUAUUUUUCAAAAGCUUCAUGGAAAUUACACCAUGUUUGAACGUUCAAAAGCCGCCAGUCCUUUUUAUACCUUACCUUUAUAAAGACCUCCAUUUCUUCACCAUCUUUUUACAGACACAGAAAGAAACCCAUUUCAUACAUUUGUGUGUAUUUUAGCUCAAGAACUCUAAAACUUGGGAUUUCUUCAUUCUUUUUUGCUUUUCUUUUAAAAAAAUAAAUCUGUUCUAUAAGUUCCAAGAAAAGCAACAAGAAACGAAGUGGGUUUUGAUUGUUUUUCUUUAUAGUUGAAGUGAAGUAAUAGAAAAAGUUGUCCAUAAUCAUGGACGGUGAUAUUUUCAGAGCAAGUAAUAGCUUACGAAGAGGGAGUUCUUCAAUAUAUAGAAACAGUGGAGUUGACGUUUUUUCAAGAUCUUCAAGAGAAGAAGACGAUGAAGAAGCUCUAAGAUGGGCUGCACUUGAGAAGUUACCUACUUAUGAUCGUUUAAGGAAAGGUAUACUGGUCAGUGUAUCAAAGGGUGGUGCUAAUGAGAUCGAUGUUGACAAUCUUGGAUUUGAAGAAAGGAAAACUCUGCUUGAGAGGUUGGUCAAAGUCGCUGAAGAAGAUAAUGAGAAGUUCUUGUUGAAGCUCAAGAAUCGUCUUGAUAGGGUGGGAAUUGAGAUUCCAACAAUUGAAGUCCGAUUUGAGCGUCUAAAUGUUGAAGCACAGGCUUUUGUAGGAACCAGCGGUUUGCCUACAUUCGCUAACUUCUCUAUUAGUGCUAUAGAGGGUAUAUUGAAUGCUCUACAUGUCCUUCCAAACAGAAAGAGACCAUUGACCAUCCUUAAGGAUGUAAAUGGAGUCAUCAAGCCACGAAGAAUGACUUUGCUUUUGGGUCCUCCAAGUUCUGGAAAGACCACACUCUUGUUGGCGUUGGCUGGAAAGCUUGAUCCGAAUCUAAAGUUUUCCGGUAAUGUUACCUAUAAUGGUCAUGCAAUGAAUGAGUUUAUACCGCAGAGAACAGCAGCCUAUAUCAGUCAACAUGAUCUCCACAUAGGAGAAAUGACUGUGAAGGAAACUUUGGCAUUUUCUGCCAGAUGCCAAGGAGUUGGAACCCAGCAUGAAAUGUUAGCAGAGUUGUCAAGAAGAGAAAAAGCAGCCAACAUUAAGCCUGAUCCUGAUAUUGAUGUCUUCAUGAAGGCAGCAGCAACAGAAGGUCAGGAGACCAGCGUGGUCACAGAUUACGUCUUAAAGAUUCUAGGAUUGGAGGUCUGUGCAGAUACUCUGGUAGGGAAUGAAAUGAUAAGGGGUAUCUCUGGAGGGCAAAAGAAGCGUGUUACAACAGGAGAAAUGCUGGUUGGACCUGCAAAGGCCUUGUUUAUGGAUGAGAUUUCUACUGGCCUGGACAGCUCAACAACUUACCAAAUUGUGAACUCACUAAGGCAGUCCAUUCACAUUCUUAAUGGAACUGCUGUCAUCUCCCUCCUUCAGCCUGCACCGGAGACUUAUAACCUCUUCGAUGACAUUAUUCUAAUCUCGGACGGCCAGAUUGUAUAUCAGGGUCCUCGUGAACAUGUUCUUGACUUUUUUGAAUAUAUGGGCUUCAAGUGUCCUGAAAGAAAAGGCGUUGCUGACUUCUUGCAAGAAGUGACAUCUAAGAAAGAUCAACAGCAGUAUUGGGCACGUAAAGAACAGCCUUACACGUAUGUCCCAGUGAAGGAAUUUGCUGAGACUUUUCAAUCAUAUGACUUGGGACGAAGAAUUGGAGAAGAGCUUUCAACACCAUAUGAUAAAACCAAGAGUCAUCCAGCUGCUUUGUCAACCAAACGCUAUGGUGUUGGAAAGAUGGAGCUCUUUAAAGCAUGCUUUGCAAGAGAAUACUUACUCAUGAAAAGGAACUCAUUUGUGUUCAUCUUCAAGCUAUGCCAACUUCUAGUGAUGGCAUUCAUUGGUACUACUGUCUUUCUGAGGACUGAGAUGAGCAAGGACACUGUCACUGAUGGGAAUAUCUACACAGGUGCUUUGUUCUUCUCCUUGAUCACGGUCAUGUUUAAUGGUAUGUCAGAGUUAUCCAUGACCAUCGCAAAGCUUCCUGUGUUUUACAAGCAAAGGGACCUUCUAUUCUUUCCUCCAUGGGCAUAUUCUAUUCCCUCAUGGAUCCUUAAAAUUCCAAUUACAUUUUUGGAAGUUGGUGUUUGGGUGUUCAUCACUUAUUAUGUCAUGGGAUUUGAUCCUAAUGUUGAAAGGCUUUUCAGACAGUUCUUUUUGCUGUUACUUGUUAACCAAAUGGCGUCUGGUCUCUUCCGAUUUAUCGCAUCAGUUGGAAGGAACAUGAUUAUUGCCAAUACCUUUGGGUCAUUUGCACUGCUCACACUUUUUGCAUUGGGCGGCUUUGUCCUGUCAAGAGAGGACAUUAAGAAAUGGUGGAUAUGGGGUUUCUGGGUAUCACCACUGAUGUAUGGGCAAAAUGCUAUCCUAGUUAAUGAGUUUCUUGGCCACAGUUGGAGUCAUCUUCCAGCAAACUCAACCUCCAAUGAUUCACUAGGAGUUCAAGUUUUGAGCAGUCGUGGUUUCUUCACAGAAUCAAAAUGGUAUUGGUUAGGAGUAAUUGCAUCAGCUGGAUAUAUGGUCCUGUUCAACAUCCUUUACACCAUAGCUCUCACUGUCUUGGGCUCAUUCGAGAAGCCAACUGCUGUUAUAGCUGAUGAUCAUGAAUCAAGUGACGUAACUGGAGGAGCCAUUCAGCUAUCACAAGUUGAAAGUAGUCGUAGAAGUAAUACAGAGAGUGGAACAAGCAGACAUGAUGAGGCAAACCAAAGCAAGAAAAAGGGAAUGGUUCUUCCAUUUGAACCACAUUCCCUCACCUUUGAUAAUGUUAUAUACUCUGUUGACAUGCCACAGGAAAUGAGAAAUCAGGGAGUCCUUGAAGAUAAAUUGGUGCUUUUGAAGGGUGUAAGUGGCGCUUUCAGGCCUGGUGUUUUGACCGCAUUGAUGGGUGUUAGUGGUGCUGGGAAAACCACUUUGAUGGAUGUGUUGGCUGGUAGAAAAACUGGAGGAUAUAUAGAGGGUAACAUCACAAUUUCUGGGUAUCCAAAGAAGCAAGAAACCUUUGCUAGAAUUUCAGGAUAUUGUGAGCAGAACGACAUCCACUCUCCACAUGUUACUGUGUAUGAAUCCUUAGUCUACUCAGCUUGGCUUCGUCUACCCGCUGAAGUCGACUCUGACACCAGAAAAAUGUUUGUUGAGGAGGUCAUUGACCUUGUGGAGCUGAAUGCACAGAGAAAUUCACUAGUUGGGUUGCCCGGUGUGAAUGGUCUUUCUACAGAGCAGAGGAAGAGGUUGACCAUAGCAGUUGAGUUGGUGGCUAACCCCUCAAUUAUUUUUAUGGAUGAGCCAACUUCAGGGCUAGAUGCAAGAGCUGCUGCAAUUGUUAUGAGAACAGUCAGGAAUACUGUGGACACAGGAAGAACAGUUGUCUGUACCAUCCAUCAGCCAAGUAUUGACAUAUUCGAAGCUUUUGAUGAGCUAUUCCUGAUGAAGAGAGGAGGAGAAGAGAUAUACGUCGGGCCAUUGGGUCGCCAUUCUUGCCAUCUGAUUAACUACUUUGAGGGUCUUGAAGGAGUCAGUAAAGUUACAGAUGGUUAUAAUCCAGCAACAUGGAUGUUGGAAGUUACCAGUUCUGCUCAAGAAUUGACUUUGGGUGUUGAUUUUGCUAACCUUUACAGGAAUUCAGACCUUUACAGGAGAAACAAGGCUAUGAUUCAGGAAUUAAGCAAGCCUGCUCCUGGUACAAAGGACCUCUAUUUCCCUACACAGUACUCACAGUCUUUCUUAACCCAAUGUAUGGCUUGCUUAUGGAAGCAAUAUUGGUCAUAUUGGAGGAAUCCGCCCUACACUGCAGUCAGAUUUUGGUUCACAACCUUUAUUGCUUUGAUGUUCGGAACAAUUUUCUGGGACCUUGGCUCCAAAACGAGCGAGCCACAAGAUCUUACCAAUGCAAUGGGUUCAAUGUACGCAGCUGUUCUCUUCCUUGGGGUGCAAAAUUCAUCAUCUGUGCAGCCUGUUGUUGCCGUUGAAAGGACCGUCUUUUACCGAGAGAGAGCUGCUGGAAUGUAUUCUGCGAUGCCUUAUGCAUACGCUCAGGCCCUGAUCGAGGUUCCGUACAUUUUUGUUCAAUCUGCUGCGUACAGUAUUAUAACAUACGCAAUGAUCGGAUUCGAAUGGGACGCUGCCAAGUUCUUGUGGUAUUUAUUCUUCUUGUACUUCACAUUGAUGUACUUCACCUUCUACGGAAUGAUGGCUGUGGCCUUUACCCCAAACCACCACAUUGCAUCCAUAGUCUCAUCAGCAUUCUACUCAAUAUGGAAUGUGUUUGCAGGAUUCAUCGUUCCGCGAACUCGGUUGCCUGUGUGGUGGAGAUGGUACUACUGGGGAUGCCCCAUCUCAUGGACCCUGUACGGACUGAUUGCAUCACAAUACGGAGACGUAAAGACCCUAAUUGGAAGCGAUGGUCAAACAGUCGAAGAAUAUGUGGAGGAGUUCUAUGGCAUGAAGCAUGAUUUUCUUGGAGUAACUGCAGCUGUAAUUGUUGGAAUCACCAUAGGUUUUGCAUUUAUUUUCGCUGUUUCCAUCAAGGCCUUCAACUUCCAGAGGCGGUAGUGUUCAUAACGUAAGAAUAGGAUAUUCAUAAGGUUUUGUUCGUCUACAAAAAUGAGGCACUAGUGAAGAUUGAGCAACUAUAUAGUAUGUUCAAGUUCAUGUAUAUUUUUCUUACCCUAUAUAUAUAUUUAUUUGUUUCUGAUUCUUCAAAGUACCAUGUAUCCGUUACUGUAUCAACUCUGAAAGGCUUUGUCUACUUGCUUUGCAAGUUACAAGCUGCAAAGCUUUCUGUAAGUCCAAGAUUGUAUAAUUACAUUCUCUUUUAUUUAUUUUAUAUGAUAAAAACAUCCAUUUACAUUACUACAA
Ricinus communis (castor bean) is the source of this 5059-nucleotide messenger RNA. Its product is annotated as pleiotropic drug resistance protein 1. The transcript is spliced from 24 exons. Bases 437 to 4753 code for a protein of 1438 amino acids. Gene Ontology annotation, molecular function: ATP hydrolysis activity; ATP binding; ABC-type transporter activity. The record is from RefSeq and is a predicted model, not a curated record. Gene Ontology annotation, cellular component: membrane. Lineage: Eukaryota; Viridiplantae; Streptophyta; Magnoliopsida; Malpighiales; Euphorbiaceae.